Messenger RNA from Aphanomyces astaci, 2223 nucleotides. RefSeq lists its product as hypothetical. The record is from RefSeq and is a predicted model, not a curated record. The coding region runs from base 1 to 2223 and encodes 740 amino acids. NCBI's taxonomy places the organism in Eukaryota, Oomycota, Saprolegniomycetes, Saprolegniales, Verrucalvaceae. The transcript has 4 exons.
AUGAAUUCCGCUGUCACGAGGUCGCUGCCUGUCACGUGCGGCACGCUGUUGGUUGGAACCAUCUUGUCGAGCGUCCGGCAACAGCAAGCUGGCGGCGGCGGCGGCGACGGGAUUUUGGAAGUGCUGCUCCAAACGUACUGGGACCACCGUUGCCUCCCUGCGCCCGUGGAGCACCUGCUCGCGCUUGGGACGUGGGACGACGAUGCGAGUCGGGUACGCCUCGUGCACGCCGAAUGGCUGCCUCCGUCGACUGUGCGAACGCUCGACUACCAGAUCAACAUCCCAGUGGCCCAUCUGGACCGCUUUCGACGCAGCAUCCACACGAACGAGCUGACCCGGUGCGCCACCAUGCACCCCGACCGCUCAUGCCGCCAGUUUGCCAUCACAGGCACACUUAAUCUGCUCUGUCGAAGCACACAAGUGUUUGUACCAUUGCAAUGUCUAUCGCUUGCCGCGAGUGUUUUCGUAGCCAGGAAACAAACGAGUGUCCAGUGGCCUGCACUGGCCAACAACGUGGGGUGGUCGGUGGUGUUCCUCACUUGGGCCAACAUGGCGCCGCUCCUGCUCUCGUGCUCGCUACCUCAGACACGCCACAAACUAACGACGUUGGUGGCGUCCAUGUUGCCCUACCUAAUGCUGCAAGUGGAACCUCGAAAACGACGCGCCAGUGUGCUCAAAGCCAUAGCCUGUUGGACGCUCGUUUCGCUGCAAUUACAGGCCACCUCUAGCCGAGUUUGGCGACGAUAUGUGACAAAAUUGUCGCUAGCCAAGCGUAUGCCGUGGACGUGGGUCGCCACGGCGGUGUAUGGCGCAUGCAUGACACACAUUCUCAACCGACCGCACCUCCAAAGCCACCUCGCAAUGCAGUACUUGUUCGGCAAAUCCAUGCACAAGCCACUACAAGCUGGCGGCGGCGGCGGCGACGGGAUUUUGGAAGUGCUGCUCCAAACGUACUGGGACCACCGUUGCCUCCCUGCGCCCGUGGAGCACCUGCUCGCGCUUGGGACGUGGGACGACGAUGCGAGUCGGGUACGCCUCGUGCACGCCGAAUGGCUGCCUCCGUCGACUGUGCGAACGCUCGACUACCAGAUCAACAUCCCAGUGGCCCAUCUGGACCGCUUUCGACGCAGCAUCCACACGAACGAGCUGACCCGGUGCGCCACCAUGCACCCCGACCGCUCAUGCCGCCAGUUUGCCAUCACAGGCACACUUAAUCUGCUCUGUCGAAGCACACAAGUGUUUGUACCAUUGCAAUGUCUAUCGCUUGCCGCGAGUGUUUUCGUAGCCAGGAAACAAACGAGUGUCCAGUGGCCUGCACUGGCCAACAACGUGGGGUGGUCGGUGGUGUUCCUCACUUGGGCCAACAUGGCGCCGCUCCUGCUCUCGUGCUCGCUACCUCAGACACGCCACAAACUAACGACGUUGGUGGCGUCCAUGUUGCCCUACCUAAUGCUGCAAGUGGAACCUCGAAAACGACGCGCCAGUGUGCUCAAAGCCAUAGCCUGUUGGACGCUCGUUUCGCUGCAAUUACAGGCCACCUCUAGCCGAGUUUGGCGACGAUAUGUGACAAAAUUGUCGCUAGCCAAGCGUAUGCCGUGGACGUGGGUCGCCACGGCGGUGUAUGGCGCAUGCAUGACACACAUUCUCAACCGACCGCACCUCCAAAGCCACCUCGCAAUGCAUAUCAUGAGCCGACAUCAUCAAUUCAUGCACACGUUCCUACUCGACGCCAUCCGCCAUGCUGGUCCGACCUCAUGCCUAACCUUGCUCGUCGGUGCUCUUAUAUCCAGCGCUCAGUCGAGCCAACUCAAACUGCCGCCUGCGAUCGUCGUUGCCGGGGGGGUCGGCUGCGGCGUGUUUCGAUUCGUCUACCGACUCGAGCAUCGCCGUCUAGCCGCGAUCAUGGGGUCCAUGGCGUUCUUUCGUCUGUGCAGUUACAACCACAAGCACAUCGUGUUGUCGUACUCGGCCGUCGAAGCCAUCUCCACGUACUACCUCACGCACUUCACCCAUCAGUACUGGCUCGAGCACGCCACGGGCAUCCUCGUCACGUCGCGACUCAUGUACACGUUUCUGUUCCAUUCCGACUGGCUUUUUCCGUCGCAGCUCCGAAUGCUGGACUUCCAGUCCGGCUUGUCCCCCGCCCGCCGCGCAUCCCACCAUACAUUUAUCAAGCACGGUAAGUCGCGGAUAUUUUUCAUGGGAGGAGCAUCCUUAUUAUAA